AUGAAGACCUUUGCGACUCUUUUGGCUUCCGUUGGCCUGGUGGCCGCUCAUGGCUAUGUUGAUAACGCCACUAUUGGUGGGCAGUUCUAUCAGUUCUACCAGCCCUACCAGGACCCCUACAUGGGCACCGCCCCCGAACGCAUCUCCCGCAAAAUCCCCGGCAACGGUCCCGUCGAAGACCUAACUUCGCUCGCCAUCCAAUGCAACGCCGACUCGGCGCCCGCAAAACUGCACGCCCCCGUCGCCGCCGGCUCGACUGUGACCUUGCGCUGGACCCUCUGGCCCGACUCGCACAUGGGGCCGGUUAUCACGUACAUGGCCCGCUGCCCGGAUAGUGGGUGCCAGAACUGGACUCCUAGCGCCAGUGAUAAGGUUUGGUUCAAGGUUAAGGAGGGCGGGAGGACGGGGACUAGUAAUGUUUGGGCUGAUACCGCCCUCAUGACCGCCCCGGCCAACUAUGAGUACACCAUUCCGUCCUGCCUCAAGCCCGGUUACUAUCUUGUUAGGCAUGAGAUCAUUGCGCUGCACGCUGCCUACACUUAUCCUGGUGCUCAGUUCUAUCCGGGAUGCCAUCAGUUGCAGGUUACGGGUUCGGGAACCAAGACCCCCAGCUCGGGAUUGGUCAGUUUUCCGGGGGCGUAUAAGAGUACUGAUCCGGGAAUUACUUAUGAUGCUUAUAAGGGUGAGUUCUACUUCUUCCAAGUUGAUGUCAUAAAAGAAGAGUGUCUACUAAUACCUUACUGUGCAGCUACUACUUAUACCAUCCCUGGCCCUGCUGUGUUUACUUGCUAA
Neurospora tetraspora is the source of this 792-nucleotide messenger RNA. Its product is annotated as glycoside hydrolase. The transcript has 5 exons. The record is from RefSeq and is a predicted model, not a curated record. NCBI's taxonomy places the organism in Eukaryota, Fungi, Ascomycota, Sordariomycetes, Sordariales, Sordariaceae. The coding region runs from base 1 to 792 and encodes 263 amino acids.